Molecule: messenger RNA, 1516 nt
Organism: Beta vulgaris subsp. vulgaris (sugar beet)
Lineage: Eukaryota; Viridiplantae; Streptophyta; Magnoliopsida; Caryophyllales; Amaranthaceae
Product: ATP-dependent Clp protease proteolytic subunit-related protein 1, chloroplastic
Exons: 9
Coding region: 93-1277 (394 amino acids)
Biological process (GO): protein quality control for misfolded or incompletely synthesized proteins
Cellular component (GO): endopeptidase Clp complex
Molecular function (GO): serine-type endopeptidase activity; ATP-dependent peptidase activity; ATPase binding
Source: RefSeq, a predicted model, not a curated record
AAAAUCAAACAUCCCCAUCUCAGUCCUCCUAUAUCACACUCCAAAACACAAUCAAUUAGAGGAAGUAGAGCUUUGCACAAAGAAAAACUUCAAUGGCGACCACUUUUCUCUCUCCAAUUUCUUCACAUAUUUCAGUCACCUCUGAAAAUCGUGAAAUGGGUAUUCUCUCAAAUGGCCUCUCUCACUCCUCUUUUCUUCCUGGAGUAAAACCCUUUUCUUCUUCAACCUCUUCUCGUCAAACAAAACCCAUGUUAAAUCGAAGGUUGUUUAAGUCACCAUGUGCCCAGAAAUCUUCUUUGGAACAUAUACCUAAGCAGUUCAGACAAGAUAAUCUCAAAGAUGGAUUGAUGGAAAACUUCAAAAAUGUCCCUCAGUAUCUUUAUGGCCUCUCUCCUUCACAAAUGGAUAUGUUCAUGACAGAGGAUAAUCCAGUUCGCAGGCAGUCAGAGAAAGUGACAGAGCAAAGCAUCUCAUCUGCCUGUAAUUAUUUGGAUAAUGGUGGGAUGUGGAGUCUCAGAGGCAUGGAUGAUAGGGGUCCAUCAAAAUAUAGUAUGAGCGUGAGCAUGUACCGUGGUGGAGCUAAGGGAUAUGGAAGACCAAGAACUGCUCCUCCUGAUCUUCCUUCCUUGCUUUUGGACGCUAGGAUUGUUUAUCUUGGCAUGCCAAUUGUGCCUGCAGUUACCGAGCUUAUUGUUGCUCAGUUUAUGUGGUUGGACUAUGAUAACCCCUCAAAGCCUAUAUAUCUGUACAUUAACUCAUCUGGAACACAGAAUGAGAAGAUGGAAACUGUUGGUUCAGAGACAGAAGCAUAUGCCAUAGCCGACACAAUGGCUUACUGUAAAUCAGAUGUCUACACAGUGAACUGUGGCAUGGCAUAUGGUCAAGCAGCUAUGCUUCUAUCACUUGGAACGAAGGGUUACCGUGCCCUGCAGCCAAAUUCAUCAACGAAAUUAUAUCUGCCUAAAGUUAACCGAUCGAGUGGGGCUGUGAUAGAUAUGUGGAUCAAGGCAAAAGAGCUGGAUGCAAAUACCGACUAUUACAUUGAACUCUUAGCCAAAGGUAUAGGCAAAUCAAAAGAAGAACUCGCCAAAGAUAUUCAACGCCCCAAGUACUUCCAGGCACAAGAAGCCAUUGAUUACGGGGUUGCAGACAAGUUGAUCGACUCGAGGGAUGCCGCAUUUGAUAAACGGAAUUAUGAUGAGAUGCUUGCGCAAUCGAAGGCAAUGAGGAGAUCAGGACCAGGACAAACAGCAGCAGCCCCCUCUGGGUUUAGAUGAUUAGCACGAAUGCCAGUGUGUUGAUUCUAGUGAUCUGUUGUUACUGUUGCUCAGGGAGCCCUUGUUGAAAUUGUUUACCAUAUACAAACUGUUGUUUUUUCAACUUAGUGCUUAUUUUAUUAAUAUAUAGGCGGAAAGAUGGAAUGAACAUGCUAACCUCAAUUGUGGUAAAGAUUUUUGUAAUGAUACUGAGUGUUUGUUAAUGUGGAAUGAGCAUACAUGUCUAUAAGUUUACUGUA